AUGUGUUUCCUCCAUCGGUCAAUUUUUUUCUGUGUAAUAUUAAUCUAUUGUGUUGUAGGGAUACAAUCGCAGAUCAAAGAUAAUGCAAUUUCGGUUAAAGAUACAAUACCGAUAAAAAAUUCUGCAACCAGAAUAUUGACUGAUACUUUAUCGAAACGUGUAAUCGGAGGAGUUGAUGAUGAUAGAGAAAACAUAAAAACAACUUGUUGGGUUGAAGUGAAUUCGACAUCUAGUCUUCCUAAUAAUUUAUCAAGUCCUCUUGAAUGUGCACGUACAUGCAACAAUAAAGAAAAACCUAAGACAUGUUAUUAUCGUUUUGAAGCAGAGGUAUAUUCUUCACUUUCCAGGGCUUGCGAUUACUGCAAACCAAAUACAACAAACGUUUUUUGCAACAAUUGCCAAUGCGUACCUGUUGAUGGAAUAGGACGAACCAUUUUGACGAUAAAUCGUAUGAUACCCGGACCUUCUAUUGAUGUUUGCGAAGGCGACAAAAUAGUGGUUGACGUCGUUAAUAAUAUGGAAGGUGAGGGACUUACAAUCCAUUGGCAUGGAUUAUUUCAAAAAGGCUCUCAAUAUUAUGACGGUCCACUUGUAACUCAAUGCCCUAUUCCUGCACACAGUACAUUCAGAUAUCAAUUUAAUGCGAAUAAUGUGGGCACACACUUCUGGCACUCUCAUGUCGGAUUACAAAAAAUGGAUGGUAUCUUCGGAAGUUUAACUGUACGUCAAUCAGCAAAACGCGAUGUAAAUAGUUAUUUAUAUGAUUUUGAUUUGUCCCGUCAUAAUUUUAUAAUCAGUGAUUGGAUGCACGAACUGGCUUCAUCGCGUUUGCCUGGCAGUCUUUAUGAUACAAAAUUUCAAAAUCCGGAUUCGUUUUUAAUUAACGGCAAAGGUCGCUACGAGGAUCCAGAAAGUGGUAUAAUUAACACGGAGAUAUUUCGAGUGAAACGCAAUUAUCGUUAUCGAUUUCGUAUGGUAAAUGCAUUUUGUACGACCUGUGCAUCACUUUUAACCGUCGAAGGUCAUAAUCUUACAAUUAUAGCUGCAGAUGGUGUCCCGGUUAAACCCAUCGUAGUGGAUUCCAUAAUCAGUGCUUCAGCUGAACGUUAUGACUUUGUUAUAAAUACGAACAAUCGAGUUGAUUCCUAUUGGAUUCAACUUCGUGCAGUCGGAUCAUGCGAAAGAACAUCUAUUCAACAAUUAGCUAUAUUGCAAUAUGACGGUGCAUCGGAUGUACCGACAACACCUCCCCCUACUUUUAAUGCUUCACUUCCUGCAGGAAUCGUACUAAAUCCACUUGAUGAUAAGUGUGAUCCUUCAAGAACUGAUGCAAUUUGCAUGAGUAAUAUGGAAAGUGCAAUUCCAGUUGACAAAGGCAUUUUAAAAAAAAAACCAGAUGCCCAAUUCUAUUUAUCGUUCAAAUUCCAUCAAUAUGAUCUGCAGGAUCUCUUUGCGCCUAAUCAUUUUUAUAAAUUUAUAGUUGGGCCUGGUUUCACACAUACAGCUGCUGUUAUCAACGAUAUUAUGUUUCAAUUUCCGUCAUCACCACCACUCUCGCAAUUGAGAGAUAUUCCACCUGAUAGAAUCUGUAAUGAAACCCACAAACCGGAUAGCUGUGGGGAUGACAUAUGCAGUUGCACGCAUAUUAUAAAACUUCCGUACAAUGGUAUUAUCGAACUUGUCAUAGUUGAUGAAACUAAAAUUCCUAAUUUACAUCAUCCGUUCCAUUUACAUGGCUACGCUUUUAAUAUAAUGUCCGCGGGUGCGCCAAAUAAUGGAACAGGAACUACUGCAAAGGAAAUAAAAAUAUUGGACAAGAAAGGACUUCUGUCUAGAAGGAAAAUUUUACCACCAUUUAAAGACACUAUAGCUGUGCCAAAUAACGGUUACGUAAUUAUACGUUUCCGCGCGAAUAAUCCUGGCUAUUGGCUUCUCCAUUGUCAUUUUGUUUAUCAUCUAACUCUAGGUAUGGCUAAUAUAUUUCACGUCGACGGACCAGAUCUUCCACCUAUUCCGAAAGAUUUCCCCAAAUGUGGAAAUUUUGUACCGUCCAUAUCUCAUUAAAUAAAU
Nylanderia fulva is the source of this 2070-nucleotide messenger RNA. Its product is annotated as multicopper oxidase 3-like. Gene Ontology annotation, molecular function: oxidoreductase activity; copper ion binding. NCBI's taxonomy places the organism in Eukaryota, Metazoa, Arthropoda, Insecta, Hymenoptera, Formicidae. Gene Ontology annotation, cellular component: plasma membrane. The record is from RefSeq and is a predicted model, not a curated record. Gene Ontology annotation, biological process: iron ion transport.